Molecule: messenger RNA, 1083 nt
Organism: Metarhizium acridum CQMa 102
Lineage: Eukaryota; Fungi; Ascomycota; Sordariomycetes; Hypocreales; Clavicipitaceae
Source: RefSeq, a predicted model, not a curated record
AUGGCUCGCAAUCGCUACGCAGUCAGACGUCCAAAGAGCACCCGAAAGAGCACCCGCAACAUUUCCUCUAGCAUCAAAAAAUGCAACGUAGACGCCCCCGAAAUCGAAGGCUCAGGCCGAAGCACGCCUGUAAUUACAGGAACCGGAUGCGAGGCUACAACAGAUUCGGGCAAAUAUCACUCCAAGAUCAACGCCGCCAGUUCGCACGCCCGCAGGGUUACUCGCACACGAGCCACUCGAUUCAGAGGCCCAACAAGUAUCCACGAAAUUCUUGCCUUGGGGCUACAACAUGCGUUCAAGAAAGAACGAGAAUAUCUUGACUACACCAAGAGAGUGGCCAGUGUGUCUUGCCAACCAAAUCAAGGUGAAAACUUGACUCACGUAGCUGGUUUACAGCGGUUUUGUGGCAGAGUGUUUGGUAUUGGCGGCGACACUGACGAUUGUGAGCGAACCAACGGUGAGGAGAUGGACAACGGGUCCUUGUCAACAGAUGAAGCAGAGCAGUCAUUUGGGGGACUAGGUGAUGUGCUCGAUGCGCGUUUCGCGUUGCGAAUACCUCAUGUGUACGAUUUCAAGAGGCAAUCAUCUUCGAAUCGACUCCAAGCUGCACUGCAGCUGAAGGACUCCUUUUGGCGACCAAAUGCAACGUCGGCGCGGCAGAAUACCAGUCCUACAAGAGUUGCGCCGGAGUCCUUCAGAGGACCGAAAAAACUAUGGCAUCCAACCUCCCACGUCAGUUGUCGACAGUGGCUGCAAAAUUCGUCGUCAAAAUACGGGUGCAAGCGCCUAAGCGCCCGGGCCAUCACCUUCAAGACAAGCAAGUCUUCCUUCCCUGGUGAUAAUCGGGCUUAUCUGGAGAAUGAGCUGGAUACAAUCAUGACAAUUGACGAUGAUUGGGGUGCGAUUGGAAUCUUUGAAACUGACAUCCCGCACAUAUCAGGCGUGAUCCAAUCCUGGACCUGGAUCAAAAUCACGAAGCCAGUCUUCGUGGUCGAUGACCCCGAAGAGCCACAUGUCGGACCGCAAUCGUGGGUAGUAUUCGCCAUACCUAGUCGACAGGUUGAGAAGUUGGGGGAAGUCUAG